CUGUUUUUUCCUUUCCACACACAGCCGUGAAUCUCCAAGGGGAGAGAGUCGUCGGUCCGGCAAGAGGAACUCCGGCAAGGGUGAACUGGCGGCGACAAGCGGUGAAGAGGUGAAUCGGCGGUGGGCGAGCGCGCGGAGGUGAAUCGGCGGUGGCUUCGCGGACAGGGGCGUCGGAUCGCUGGGAGGUCGAGCAAAGGCAGAGGCAGCAGCGACGGGUUCGGGGCCUGCUGGCGUCGAGCGGACCACCGGGUCUGCAGUAGUGACUGGUCACGGACCGGCGCGGAGGUGCGGGCUACAGGGGACGCCGGGCCAUCGGACGGGCGUAUGGUGGCUCAGGCUCUAGAUCUGGAGCGGUGCUGCGAGCAGGGGCGCUGGGUCGUGCGGCAGUGGCGUCUGCGGAGCUGCGAGCAGAGAUGAAAGGCAGGGGCGCCCUGGCCCGGUGACGCUGCAACAGAGGGCGGAGCGGCCCGGGCGUCGCGGAUCGACACAGCGACGGCUUCGUCGGGCUGCCGGUGUCGUGGCUUGCGCGGGCGGUAGGGACCAGCGCGGCUUCAGCAGAAGACGGCGAAGGAGAUAGGCACUGGAGUAGUAGCAACGAACAGGGCAGGUAACGUCGGGUCGUCGGGGCAGAGCAGAUGCGUGCGGCAGCAGCUCGGACCACCGGCAAAGGGCGUCGCGGGCCAAGAAACUUCAGGUGCAGGCGUAGAUCGGAAGCGGGGCCAUCUGGUGUGGUGGCGUGGUGAGGCGGCGCCGCGGGCGGUCUGAGAUGCGGUCGCUGGACGCCGGGCGCGGCGGUGCUCACAGCUGCGGAGGCGCGACGGAUCGGACGGCGAGGGAGUCCGAGCGGCUUGCGGUUUGAUGGCGUCGGCGCAGCGCGGGCGCGGGUGAAGAGAAGCCGGCGACCGGGACAGCGGAUGGGGGCAGCGAAUGUGGGGAAGAUGAUGAAAGCUUCCCCAACUUUGCCCCUCUCUUCCUCAUUUGCUAAGCCCACUUCUUGUCCCGGCAAUGACGACGCAUUUGCACCAUCCGAAUGCACAACUGGUACUACACUGUCGGAAGAUGAAGAGGAAUCCUUGGAAAAUUCAGUCAGAUCUUGCAACUUGCAAGAGCUCUCAGCACUUCCAUCUUUGGGGAAUAGAACUUUCAUAAUCUCUUCUUUGCAUUUGUGCGACUUCACAUCUAAAAUGAUGGCAUGUGGACAUUUUGAACAAUCUGAAGCAGAAUUGGUAAUUACAAGGGGAUCAUCAACUUUUUCGAAUGCUUCAGCGAGAACACCCACUGAAAUUUCCUGUAAGUUGGGCCUCCGGCAACGUGAAAGAAUAUGAUGAAAUUCUGUAGGUGUUUGCUCAGAAAUCCAACUCUUACCGAGCAAAUCGAAGAGAAAAUGUGGACUGAUGCCAAAAUUCAGGUGAAGCAAACAAACCAAAAGAACCAACUUCAAGACCAACAACGGGUAAUACUCCCUCACAUUUAGGUUCGAAUUUUUGAUCCAUUGUCUGGUAUCAUCCUUAUUGUGAAGAAGGUCCGCAACGGUCCUUGUAACAAACUGAAUGAUGGGCUCCAAGCAAUUUCCCAGGUUGAAACUGAAGCUAGGCUUUGCUAAACCUUCAUGGCAGAUGAGCCAUUCAACUAGAGAAGAUUUCGUUGUAUAAAACUGCCCUUUGGAGCAAGCUAACAAAAUCACAAGUCGUUCCAAGAGAUACAAAAAGCAAAUUGGUGUGAUG
Messenger RNA from Eucalyptus grandis, 1724 nucleotides. RefSeq lists its product as uncharacterized. The transcript is spliced from 2 exons. The coding region runs from base 915 to 1325 and encodes 136 amino acids. The record is from RefSeq and is a predicted model, not a curated record. Lineage: Eukaryota; Viridiplantae; Streptophyta; Magnoliopsida; Myrtales; Myrtaceae.